AUGUUGCUUUUAUAUUUUGACACGGAAGACCAGUGGCCAAGAGCGUAUAAAGAAUUGGAAACAUGUGAGGAUCGCGUGACUCUUUUAACCAAUCAUUCCGAUAACCAUCAGAUUGUUUAUCUGAGUCCUCUGGUGCCUGACAGCUUUGGAAAUGGACGAUGUGAAAUACGUCAAGAUGCUCUAUCAGCGGACUGGGUAGUCUGCUCAGGAACUCGUGUCUUCCGUUCUGCAAGAAGUCGGUGGUGGUUUUUAGCAGUUGCAAACUGUGAUCCUGACGAAGCGGCAGAACGGAGAAUGUACAAUGAUAAUGAAUCUUAUGGAGUGUAUGUUGAGUUUUCACUUCAAAUGACUAACGGAAGACCUACUGAAGUUUUGAAGUACCAGUUUUCAAUUGACCAGUGGCUAAUCCUACCGUCCGACACCUUAUUCCUAGCACUCCAAUGUGUUCUAAUUGUUUGCGUAUUGUUCAUUGGAAAAAGUCUAUCAGCACGUCGUCUUUAUCAUAACACGUUCCGCAUGUGCUCUCAGUCAAUCGUCCUGAACACAAUUGGAUUAGGAUUUCUGGUCACCAACUAUGUUAUUUACGCAAUAGAUGGAAUAGGCCUACCGCUUAUAAUGAUAUCGGGACAAUUGAUUCGCGCACUGGGAGAGAUGCUAUUUAUGUACAUGUGUCUUGUACUGGCCCGUGGAUUAAACGUAACAAAGAUGCGAUUGACCUUGAUGGAUAAAUUGUUCCUCACGAUCAUGUUUUUUGUCUUUAUCUGCUCGUAUUUACUCAUGGAAUUUUGGGAAGUGAAGUAUUUCGAUCCGGCUAUGGUGUAUGCUCCAUCCGAAUCCCUACCAGGAUAUUUGCUUGCUGUUUGGCGUCUCAUCGCGUGGGUCUUCUUUUCUUCAGCUGCAAUGAUGUCUCGAAGUGUUUCCCCUCAAAAAGCUCCCUUUUUCUUGAAUUUUGUGUUGAUGAUGACACCUUGGUUCUGGGCGCCACCAAUCUUUAUACUAGUUGCAAAUUUUUUGCUCAACAAUUGGGUUCGGGCGGAAGUGGUUAACAUCGUGGAAAAUAUUGUCACAUUUUACGGAUACAUUGUUUUCUUGUAUUUGUCCCGACCGACCGACGGCAACCACAACUUUCCAUUUCACAUCAGAACCACUCAAGUCGACAUUGAUAUUGGAUUUGAUCCACAGACCGCUUAUGCCGAGAACAACGGAAAUAACAUUAAUGAUGGAAUGCAUGGAGUCAUGGAGCUCGCUGUGACAAGUGGGGACGAUCCGGAGAAGGAUAGUGGAAGUGAUGAAAUAAUUGAAGACCGAGGGGUGUUGGAACGACCACAAAUCACAACUUCUUAA
Messenger RNA from Caenorhabditis remanei, 1344 nucleotides. RefSeq lists its product as uncharacterized. The transcript is spliced from 12 exons. Gene Ontology annotation, biological process: G protein-coupled receptor signaling pathway; response to pheromone. Lineage: Eukaryota; Metazoa; Nematoda; Chromadorea; Rhabditida; Rhabditidae. The coding region runs from base 1 to 1344 and encodes 447 amino acids. The record is from RefSeq and is a predicted model, not a curated record.